This is a messenger RNA of Papilio xuthus (Asian swallowtail), 476 nucleotides long. Its product is annotated as PAB-dependent poly(A)-specific ribonuclease subunit PAN3-like. NCBI's taxonomy places the organism in Eukaryota, Metazoa, Arthropoda, Insecta, Lepidoptera, Papilionidae. Gene Ontology annotation, cellular component: PAN complex; P-body. Gene Ontology annotation, molecular function: poly(A) binding; ATP binding; protein kinase activity. Gene Ontology annotation, biological process: mRNA processing; nuclear-transcribed mRNA poly(A) tail shortening; protein phosphorylation. The transcript is spliced from 3 exons. The annotation marks the transcript as partial. The record is from RefSeq and is a predicted model, not a curated record.
AGUUACCAGAGCAUGUGGAGAUGUAUACGGAGUUGAUACCGUUAGAGUGCAUCGGACCCCACUCUCUGACUUCAUCUUAUCGCGUUGCGCACCGUCAGACCGGUGAAUAUUUUGCUAUGCGUCGUCUGCACUCGUAUGCCUCGAUUCCCAACGCUCGCAUUGAUCUCUGGAAGCAGUUGGAUCAUCCCAAUGUGGUUAGACUCCUGGAGUGCUUCCCCACCGCAGCUUUUGGUGAUAACUCUUUGGUGAUGGUGUAUGAUUAUCACCCCGGCUGCGAGACGCUGAUGAGCAAGUACAUUCGCAACAACAACAUGGGGAAUUCAUCUGACGCCAAUGGCACUUUACAUGAUCCAUUCUCAUCUGAUCCGGAUGCCCCGCGUCCUUAUACUCAUCAGAAAAACGCGAUGCUUCGUGCUUUGGCUUGCGGUGCAUUACUCCCGGAGGCGGUUCUGUGGAGUUUCCUCGUGCAGCUGACU